AUGUGCCCCAUGGGCCAUGGCAGAGAGAGAAGACGCAAGUUGGCCCCGACAACUUUCCAAACUUGCGGUCGGGAGUCUCCCUGGAAAGUAUCUGCUUGUCAUCUCGGCUCGCUUCUCUUAGCAAGGAAGUUUGAAGAAAAUCAAAGUUGCGACAAGUGGUUGAUCUGGCGUCGCUUAUCCGAUUCUCCUCAAGAUCCACCCGGCGGCCGACUCUGCGCUAUUCCGUUCGCGGAUGGUCAUUCGAGGUCAAGCGAUCACACUCAACUCGUGUGGUUCAGGGUCAUGGCCCAUAGGCGUUGUGGAACCCCAUGUUCGCUUCGCAUCUUUCGACGGGGGGCUUCAUUGCGCCUAAAGGGAGGAAAACUCUGCGAACCGUUAACUGACCCUGUUGCUUUAAGGUCGGUGCUAGGCGAGGGGUUCAUACUGUUGACUUGUUGUAAAGCUGUGUUUGCAAGCUGCGUCUGUUUUCAGGUUCUAGACAUGAAGUUGUUAGAAGCCAAGGACGGCGUAGCAAGGAUACCCGUAUUCGGAGGCAAAAAGAGGGGCUGGUUGACAGGCACGUUAGGCUUCAGCUCGCUCAACUUGCUGUGA
This is a messenger RNA of Colletotrichum paranaense, 591 nucleotides long. RefSeq lists its product as uncharacterized. Lineage: Eukaryota; Fungi; Ascomycota; Sordariomycetes; Glomerellales; Glomerellaceae. The transcript has 2 exons. Bases 1 to 591 code for a protein of 196 amino acids. The record is from RefSeq and is a predicted model, not a curated record.